AUAAUUAGAUUAAUUCUCUUCAUCGAUAGCAUUGAAACGAUAUGAAGUUUUCGUGGAAUAUCUUACAAAGUAGGAAGCUGUUUGUAAAAGAAAGCUCUAAUAUAAGGAAGUAUAUAAAACAUUUCAGUAGUUUAUAUCGCUUUCAACCUUGUUAUGUAGUUGGGCUUUGUUCACAAAGUGGGCCCAAGUAUCGCACGUUGGCUACUAGUAACGAGGAAGCCCUAAAAGUAACAGAAAAUAGAGCUUCUACGACAGAGAUUUUGAGUUCUGCUCGAAGAUCACUUACCAGUGCUCUUAAAAAAGCGCUAGAAAAAGACGAUUUGGAGCAAGCUAUAAGGCUCGUUUGUUCAGUACCAGGAAAAGCUACUUUUCAACCAUAUGAACUCGACCUCAUUCCUUAUGAAAGACUAUCCCAAACUCAGUUACAACAACUUGCUACUGUUUAUGAUUAUGUGUUUCAACGAGAGACAUCGGAGGACGCCAGUAUAGAAAGGGCUUUGAACAUUUAUCUUCUGGUUAAAGACCCACAGAAAGCCAUCCGCAUUCUCCAUAUUGCUGGGUCUAGUGCUACACCAGAAAUGGGUCUCAAAGUGUUACAAGUAUGUGCUGCUGCCGAUUCGGUUUCCUCUUUAUUUGAAUGUCUCGAGAAACUGGUAAACUGUGGUGUCAUUCCUGAGGCCGAACAUAUCAAGUUGGUUCUAAGUGUUUUGGAAAAGAAACGUAGAGAGCCUCACAUAAAGAAUUUGUUGGAUAUGGCAGAUCGCUCUGGUGUUUCUAUGGAUACUUCAUUGUACAACGCAUUUAUGUUUUCCUCUUUUCAAGCACGUCGAUAUAGAGAUGUGAUGGAAUUUUUGAGAAAGAUGAAUCGCUUUCAGUUGACUCCCAAUGAGUAUUCUUAUAGUCUCUAUCUAGCGGCGUUAAUUUUCCGUGACAAGUUUCGGCAAGGCUUUGAACAGUUGGGAAAGUGGGAAUCAAGAGGAGUAUUCACAUUAUGUCCGACACUCUUUCUGGUCAUGGGAGAAUUAGCAGUUGCUCCUUUUCGAAUGGAAAGAAUUGUAACUUUUCAUGGCGAUGUUGUAAAAAGUGGUAGGAAAUUGGAUCUUGAAUCUUCCAAUUGUUUGGCAACUUUUGCCAGUUUUCAUGGACAUGUAUAUCAAAGUUUUCGAACUUGGAGACAUCGAAGAGAGAAAUCCUUAGAUUUCGAUACCAAUAGCUUGAAUGCUAUACUUUUAGGAUGCGUAAAGACUAGAAGAUUUGAUUUGGCUCAGAUAGCCUGGGAUAGUUUUAGCCACUAUGAAAUCGAACGAGAUAGUCAUUCAUUUUCAUUAUUCAUCGCUACUAUGUUUAGUUCCCUUUGUUCUGACAAGUUUGUAUUUUCAUUUAGUAAGGAUGCUGCUGCUGACUUUCUUUCAGAUAUUAAGAAAGUGGAGGAGUUUUUGAGGCGUUGUAACAAUAGUCAGGUGACUUUGGAAGAAAACGAAGCCAAGGCUUUGCUGAUUGCUAGUUUUCUCAAUAACAAGGAUAAUCCAGAAAGAUUGCUUCCUUCUCUGAUUGAGAAUACUAGUUUGAAUGCCAAUAUAUUGGAAGACUUUUCUAAAAAGUUGCGGGAAGUAGGAGAUGUGGAUAGCAAUACCUCAAAAGACAUAUUGGCAAAUACUUUUACCAAGACAUUUCCUUAUUUUUCACAAUGUUUUCAUGAUGCUCAAUCGUUAGUGCAUAUGUUUGUUAGUUGAACCAUUUUAUUAAAAUGCCUUUAGACUAU
Molecule: messenger RNA, 1762 nt
Organism: Galdieria sulphuraria
Lineage: Eukaryota; Rhodophyta; Bangiophyceae; Galdieriales; Galdieriaceae
Exons: 1
Coding region: 42-1733 (563 amino acids)
Molecular function (GO): protein binding
Source: RefSeq, a predicted model, not a curated record